CGCCUCACUCAACUCGCCAGAUUAUGGUGCGACGACGGGCGAGUUUGGCGGCUGGUUGGCUGGCUGGCAACGAGCACGAGAAGUCACCUUAUAAUAGCCGCGUCUUUUUCUAAACGGGGCGCUUUUUCUUAACUCGGGAAAGCCGCUGACUUUGUUGUCGAGGUCACUCCAGUACUGCCAUGUCGGCGAAGGCCAUCUCAGAACAGACGGGCAAGGAGUUCCUGUUCAAGUACAUCUGCACCUCGGCAGCUGUUCAGAACCGCUUCCGUUAUGCCAGCGUUACCGCCGAGACCGACUGGUCUCGCCUGACGCAGGAGCACCCUUGGCUGCUAACAGAGAGACUGGUGGUGAAACCGGAUCAGCUUAUCAAGCGACGCGGGAAACUGGGACUGGUGGGCAUCAAUUUGGACCUGUCGGGUGUUCAGGACUGGCUCAAAAGCCGCCUCAUGAGAGAAACCACAGUGGGCAAGGCGAAGGGAGUGCUGAAGAAAUUCCUCAUUGAGCCCUUUGUCCCUCACAAACAGGAAGAGGAGUUUUAUGUGUGCAUUUACGCCACUCGCGAGGGUGACCACGUGCUCUUCCACCACGAGGGUGGCGUGGAGGUGGGCGACGUGGACUCGAAAGCCCAGCGGUUGACGGUCGCCGUGGACGACAAGCUCAGCGAGGAUCAAGUGACUAAGCAGCUGCUCACACAAAUUCCCAAUGAGAAGAAAGACAUUCUAGCCAGCUUUAUUGUGGGGCUCUUCAACCUCUAUGAGGAUCUAUAUUUCACAUACCUGGAGAUCAACCCUUUAGUCGUCACCCAAGAUGGCGUUUACAUCCUGGACAUGGCGGCCAAAAUCGACGCCACAGCCGAUUACAUCUGCAAGGCCAAGUGGGGCGAUGUGGAAUUCCCGCCACCUUUUGGCAGGGAAGCUUAUCCGGAGGAGGCCUACAUAGCUGACCUGGAUGCUAAGAGCGGUGCCAGUCUGAAGUUGACGUUAUUGAAUCCUCGUGGCAGGAUUUGGACAAUGGUGGCAGGUGGAGGUGCUUCUGUUGUAUACAGUGACACAAUUUGCGACCUGGGCGGAGUCGAUGAGCUAGCAAACUAUGGCGAGUACUCUGGCGCGCCCAGCGAGCAGCAAACGUACGACUACGCCAAAACUAUCCUCUCACUCAUGACCCGCGAAAAGCACCCUGAUGGGAAAGUGCUGAUCAUUGGAGGAAGUAUCGCUAACUUCACUAAUGUAGCAGCCACAUUCAAGGGCAUUGUCCGGGCUAUCAAAGAUUACCAGGGUCCUCUGAAGGAGAACGAGGUUACCAUCUUUGUUCGACGGGGUGGGCCCAACUACCAGGAGGGGCUCAGGGUAAUGGGGGAAGUUGGAAAGACCACUGGUAUUCCAAUCCACGUAUUUGGCACAGAAACCCACAUGACUGCCAUUGUGGGCAUGGCAUUAGGACACAAACCUAUCCCCAACCAGCCACCAAUGGACGCUCACACUGCUAACUUCCUGUUAAAUUCAAGCAACAAUGUGAUGACUCCAGCCACCACCAGGACCGCCUCCUUCUCCGAAGCCAGGCCGUCUAAUGACGUCACUCCUGCCAAAAAGUCCAAAGCGGGUUCACCGGCAGACCCUCUUCAUUCUUUACUGUGGCCUCUGAAGAAUGUGGUCACAUAUUGGAAAGAAGUGCAGGCCUCAUUAAGCUGCAACGGAGCCAAAGCCACCACACUGUUCAGCAAGCGGACCAAGGCCGUGGUAUGGGGCAUGCAGACGCGAGCCGUGCAAGGGAUGCUGGACUUCGACUACGUGUGCUCCCGGGAUGAACCCUCCGUGGCCGCAAUGGUUUACCCCUUUACUGGGGAUCACAAGCAGAAGUUCUACUGGGGACACAAGGAGAUUCUGGUGCCGGUCUACAAAAGCAUGGCCGACGCUAUGAAGAAACACCCCGAGGUGGAUGUACUAAUAAGUUUUGCGUCACUCCGCUCCGCCUUCGACAGCACGGUGGAAACCAUGCAGCACCCGCAGAUUCACACCAUCGCCAUCAUCGCAGAGGGCAUCCCCGAAGCUCUGACCAGGAAACUCAUUAAAAUGGCAGAUGAGAAAGGCGUCACCAUCAUUGGGCCUGCUACGGUUGGUGGAAUCAAGCCGGGCUGUUUCAAGAUUGGCAACACGGGUGGCAUGCUUGACAACAUCCUAGCAUCCAAGCUGUAUCGCCCCGGUAGCGUGGCGUACGUUUCGCGUUCAGGGGGCAUGUCCAACGAGCUCAACAACAUCAUCUCUCGCACAACCGACGGUGUCUUUGAGGGAGUGGCCAUCGGCGGAGACAGAUACCCUGGCUCAACCUUUAUGGACCACGUCCUUCGCUACCAGGACACUCCAGGCGUUAAGAUGAUUGUGGUACUGGGAGAGAUUGGCGGAACAGACGAGUACAACAUUUGUCAAGGGAUUAAGGAGGGCAGGAUUACCAAACCGGUCGUGUGUUGGUGUAUCGGAACGUGCGCUACCAUGUUUGCAUCAGAGGUCCAGUUUGGCCAUGCUGGGGCGUGUGCUAAUCAAGCAUCGGAAACUGCGGUGGCCAAGAACCAAGCCUUAAGAGACGCUGGAGCGUACGUACCCAAGAGCUUUGACGAGCUGGGUGAUGUUAUCAGGACAGUUUACGAUGAACUAGUGGCAAGUGGGACCAUUGUUCCUGCUCAAGAGGUGCCACCCCCAACGGUACCAAUGGACUACUCAUGGGCCAGGGAAUUGGGCCUUAUCCGUAAACCCGCCUCCUUUAUGACCAGCAUUUGUGACGAGCGAGGUCAGGAGCUCAUCUAUGCUGGCAUGCCCAUCACUGAGGUCUUCAAAGAGGAGAUGGGCUUAGGAGGAGUGCUUGGACUUCUUUGGUUCCAACGCAGGUUGCCUCGCUACGCCUGCCAGUUUAUCGAGAUGUGCCUGAUGGUGACGGCCGACCACGGGCCCGCCGUCUCUGGCGCGCACAACACCAUCGUCUGCGCUCGAGCCGGCAAAGACCUCAUUUCAAGCCUGACAUCCGGCCUUCUCACCAUCGGUGACCGUUUUGGCGGCGCCCUCGACGCAGCUGCCAAACAGUUCAGUAAAGCCUUUGACAGCGGUAUGCUGCCCAUGGAGUUUGUCAACAAGAUGAAGAAGGACGGAAAGCUCAUUAUGGGAAUUGGACACCGUGUCAAAUCGAUCAACAACCCAGACAUGAGAGUCCAAAUUUUGAAGGACUUUGUGAAGCAACAUUUCCCUUCCACUCAGCUACUUGACUACGCUUUAGAUGUGGAGAAGAUCACCACCUCCAAGAAACCUAAUCUGAUCCUCAACGUGGACGGUUUUAUCGGCGUCGCCUUCGUAGACCUGCUCAGGACGUGUGGCGGCUUCACGCGCGACGAGGCUGAUGAGUUUGUGGAGAUCGGCGCACUAAAUGGCAUCUUUGUCCUUGGACGGAGUAUGGGCUUCAUCGGCCACUACUUGGACCAGAAAAGGCUCAAGCAGGGCUUGUACCGGCACCCCUGGGACGACAUCUCCUACGUGCUUCCCGAACACAUGUCCAUGUAACUCGUCUCACCAGCCUAACGUUUACUCUCUCUCUCUCGCGCUCUGCCUCGGAAAACGUCAGUAGAAAAAGCACAUCCUGAUUGACGGAUCAGAGUUGAAGCAUUCAGUCUAGUUUUUAUCGGAUGAACUGGGACGUGUAUUUUUUCCAAUUUACUUUUUGACAAAUGUGUUAACUUGUGCCCAGAGCAGAGUGAAACCGGACGUGGAUUGCUUCUGAAUUUGGACCGAAUGGAAUCAGGUUACUUUGGCUAGUUUGUAUCACCAAUCCUUAUUUAUUAUAAUCGUGGUUUAGGCCUUUUUUUGGAUUGUUGCGUCUUGGUGUGUUUACUACCUUUAAUUCAUGAUCUGUUCCAGUGAUUCACACAGUGUGGUACCAUUACUAUUUGUGGUGCGCCGAUAAGGCUCUAAAAUGAUGUCAACGGUAUCGAGAGCCCAAAAUAGUAUCGGUGUAACACUAAUUACUACUUGUACUAGGGUACUCUGUUGUCAUUCUGAAUCACUGAACAAAUGAAUUAACUUUUUAGUACAAUAUUUCUUUUUAGGUCAUGUGUACACUUUGCAUAAAGUUACAGUGACUGGCACUAUUAUUUUCAUGAACACAGACCUAGAUGCUACUGUAUUUUAAUGAUAGUCAUGGUGAUACUUGGCGCGCUCAGUAUUCUUUUUAAGGUGGUACUGGUAACAGGUUUGACAUCGACUGGUGGAGUUCAUACAACAUUUCUUCAAACUGCCUUCCGAGUUUUAUGCCAUGCUUAGUUUAGUUGAUGAAAAGCGAAGACAGACACCUCUACUGUAAAUGCUAAAAAUGAAGAAAAAAAAAACCAUGAAGUUCAGGGAUGGGGAAUUUUUAAACUGUUUGGUUUUACUUUAAAACUUUGCCAUACCUUCAAGAUGCUAUGAUUUCAUUACUCAUCACCUGCUUUGUUUAAGCCUUCUUACUUUUAUUUAACUGUGAAAAUAUGCUUUUUUUGUAAUAUGCUGUCAUAAUAGUUUAAUAAAGACCUUGUUUUACUUUUCA
Messenger RNA from Corythoichthys intestinalis (scribbled pipefish), 4560 nucleotides. Its product is annotated as ATP-citrate synthase. The coding region runs from base 180 to 3542 and encodes 1120 amino acids. The record is from RefSeq and is a predicted model, not a curated record. Lineage: Eukaryota; Metazoa; Chordata; Actinopteri; Syngnathiformes; Syngnathidae. Gene Ontology annotation, biological process: fatty acid biosynthetic process; tricarboxylic acid cycle; citrate metabolic process. The transcript has 30 exons. Gene Ontology annotation, cellular component: cytosol. Gene Ontology annotation, molecular function: ATP citrate synthase activity.